UUCUUGCAUGGAAGCCGCAACCAUACUUUGGGGGGUUUUCUUCAGCCACGGCUGAGUAGAGCAAAAUGUAGGCCUAGCGCCUAGGCCUGCUUGGUAGCUGUACAAAACCAUUGAUCUAGCAUGUCUAGUACGAAGAGCAGGCCAAACUGCUUACCUUUAAAGUUUUCUUCGAUCUUUAGAAAAUUUCAACUCUGGUAUAGCUGGCUGUUCGCAUUUAUCCGACAUGUGGAUUGUGUCACAUGGAGGGGAACUGAUUUCAUCCAUGUUCUCAACAAGUUUCCUGCUGAUGUCUUUAACAAGGGAACAACUAAAUGAAACAGGCCCGAGACUAUGGAAAGAGCUAAGGGGAUGAUAUGUAUGCCAUGGCUGCAAAGUAUGCUUUUGUGCAACCACAACCAGCCAUGGCGAGGUCGAACAACUUGGCCACACUUUUCAUCCAGGAUGUGUAACUGGCUUUGCAGAUCACUACUGAAGUUAUCCUUAUUUAUUCUUCUGGUUCUUCCCAAUGUGAGAAAUGUUUACGCUCGAGAUGUUAGACCUCAGGUGGAACACUACACCCCAAAUUACAAGUAUUACCAUAACAUUUCACAAAUAGGCAUUCAACUCAAACAGCUUGCUGCCAGAAACCCAAACUACAUUGAGGUAGACUUGCAGUACAAGUCCCGAGUUGGCAUUCCGCAAUAUGUCCUGCACCUGUCUAAUUUCUCCAGUACAAGGACAGAACCAGGGUUGUUCAGCAUCAACAUGGCAAAACCCAAGAUUUUAUUAUCCUAUGGGGAGCACGCUCGGGAGUUUUUCCCUGUUGAGAGUCUGUUCUACCUCCUCAACAACAUAACCCGUGGAUUGAGCGCACCGCACGGCUCCCCGGCGGAGAGCCUCUCGCGGCUGAUCCUUGGCCGUGUGGACCUGUACAUCAUCGCCAUGGCCAAUCCAGAUGGGAGGCGGCACGUGGAGAGGACCAAGAACUAUUGCUGGAGGGGAACCAGCGUUGGUGUGGACCUGAAUAGGAAUUUUGAUUGGAGCUUUGGCGGGAAGGGGAGCUCUGGUAACCCAAAAGAUGAGGAGUACCGGGGACCAUUUGUGCACUCAGAGCCAGAAUGUCAGGUUUACCUCGACCUCAGUGCUCAUCAUAACUUUGAUGCCUUCCUGUCUUUACAUUCAGGGAUCAAACAGAUAUAUUUACCCUUUGCAGAUGCAGAAUCGAAGAAAGCUCAUGCAAAGCCUGUCCACCUUGACGACCAGCUUGACCUGGCACAGAGAAUGGCUCAGGCUACCCAAAAUGCCUUUUCCUACGGUGUGGCUUACAACCUCAAUGACUAUCCAGCUGAUGGGACAGUGUUUGACUACAUGGCUGGGGUCAGAAAGGUGCCAUUUUCAUUUGCCAUUGAGUUAUGGGGUGAGGGAGACAGCAACAAAGUCAAAUGCUUUGACCUCUUCAACCCUUCCCAUGAGAACUUACAGAGUGCCCUUCGAGACAUCAUGCCCAUCUAUGAGACACUGUUUACAUAUAUGAUUCACUGGAAAGAGAAACAAGUCCAUAAGUCAUUUCACCAGGACGAGGUCCCUGAAUUUGGUCUUCCAUUUGGGUACAGCUUGGUAGCUAUCACCUUCUGCCUGUUUGUCGUGAUGAUCUAUAGACAAUAUAAGCCCUAUGGGUUUCACUUUUACCAACGAAAGAGAGUGGUUAGUCUUCGCUCCCUCAGCUCAACAUUUGCCUCAGCCAGUGGCAUCAAGAUGACAUAACGACAAGUAUUUAUGUGUCAAAAUGAGUCUUUCAGUAUACACACUUUGACAGUGCACUGUCAGUGAAGGCCAAGGUGAUAGUGAUAGAGGACGGAGUGCCUGCUGAUUGUCAUCGUAGGGUGCUGGUCACAUGGGCAUUAUUUAAAGUCUGGAUAAAGAUCUGUAGAAUCCUGCUGGAGCAAGAGUUGCCAUUUGCAAAGGAGACUGUUACCCAGAGAGGUGCCUGUUGUUUCAUGCAGACGACCCUCACAACGGGGGUUCAUGAGUUGUUGAGUUGUUUUGAGACUAAAACACUUUUGCCUGUAAGAAUCACAUCAUUGGCAUCUUCAUUGCACCGCUCAGCUUGUGCAUGUGUCUUAACCAUUCCAUCAAAUGAAACUGAUUUGGAUUUGUAAGUUAAGUUUCUACAGUCGCUGAUUGAAUCCUUUGGAAACAAUUAAAGUUGACAUGCCUCAUGGGAUCCCCGUUUAAAACACGUUGUGUGAGAGCCGGCCUCUGUGGAACCACCACUACUGUGAUCUCACUCAUUAGCAUAGAUCUUGAACUGAGAUGAGUGAAACUCCUGUCGGGGGUUGGUUGGAUGUGGCAGUAAGUUGUCCAAGGUGGCCUCUUCAGCUCUUUGGCUGGGGGAUAGAAUUGGGCCCAUGCACACAACACACUGCCAAUGAGCCACCAUACGGUACUGCAGCAAAUCACAGAGCAAGCACACAGAACUCAGUGUGUGUCCUGCUAUGCGUGCAUGCACAUGGUCUGCCCAGUCUUGUACAUGUACAAACUAUAUAUAUUUACCCGUUCACAUGUAAACUGUACAUGUAGUCAUGCAAUGCAAGGCAUGCUAAGAGCAGAACUUUCAUAAGUCAGCAGUGUGGUCAGAUGAUAUGGGAUGUUUAGAAAUGGCCUGGUAUUGGUGUCAAGGGACUAUGCAAUGUAAUUUCUUUAAUGCAGUCCUCAAAACUGCACCUUUGUGUCCAUUUUAAGAUUAUUUUCAAUCUUUGUUCUGCCAUUUAACUGUUAUUUUGGUGUCUUUUUUUUUGGUCAUAUGCUCAAAUUAAUUUCUGUAUUCAUGAGGAAAAUUGUGAUGUCAUCUUGGGCAGAAAGCUCCAUGUUGCAGCUAUUUGAGCCCCCCCCCCAUUAUGUUAGAUGUUUUGCUGUCAUAUUUUUUUCUUUAGUGAUUCAUCGUUGUGUAUUUCUGCAGUAAGUCAACAAGCAACCUUGAUUUACAAAAAUGAAAACGUCUUCCCACGAAUGACAUCACAGUAAGUGAAGUCAACAGCACUUUCAAUUGUUAAGAAUUACCUGUAAGACUUUUCAACGUUUAAAAAGGGCACUUCUGAAUAAUAACAACAAUGUCAAAUACAUGUACUUCGUAUAUAUUUAAGAGGAGUAGAAAGUCGCACAAAAUUUGUCAACUCAAUCAACUCAACUUUGAAAGUUGGAAUCAAAUACCUGUACUGUUCUAGUGAAUCACACCAUUGGAACCACUCUUUUGGCCAGUUUAUUUAGUGUGCACGAUUACAAACCCGAAUGUUGUUUAUAAUACGGCAUAAAUUUUGGACUUUCUGUACAUCAGGAAUUUUCAACAUAGUGAUAUAUUCAACUCAACCGAAGAUGGCCAAUGAAGAUUGGAAUAGUAAUCAUAUUUCCUUUUAUAGUCAAAUGUAUAAUAGUAUGAAUAGCAGUUUUCCUCAUUUUUAAAUCUGGCACAUGUACAUGGUAUCUCCGCACCUGAAUUAAAACCAACAAUUACAUUUUCCUGACAUGAGCGCAGGCAAAUAAACCUUUUACCUGCAUUCCUGUCAUUUUUUACAGUCUCUUGACUGCUGUUAUAUACUCAUAGUCAUGUCAGUGGAGGCGUUAGUGCUAUGCUUUACCCUGAUUGGUAAUAAUAGUUCUUAGGUCGCAAUGCUCAAUGAACUUCAAUACAGCCAGCCUACAUAACCCUGCUGGGCUAUUGUGUGCACUUUCUUACCAUAGAAAAGUUCAGAAUGGGUGCAGGGCCUGCUCCUGUGAGUGAGUUCACAAAGUUGAAGGGCAUCCUGGGUGAAAAAUGACAGUUGUCGUGGUCCAACAUAUUCACCCUAAUAAAUCUUGGCACCUAGAGAUUAGCAAGGGUUCUGAGUUGAAAUUUUCUCUAUGAUAGUCCAUCCAUUCACUGCACCCUCGUUUUGAAAGCAUGCAUGAUAAUGAUGGACAAAAGAUGCCAACCCUGGGGCAACACAUGCUGGCCUCCAAGGGUCUAUUUUAUUUAAAGAUGAGAACUAAAUAUUUUUAAAGUAUCUUUUGUUGAUCGAUGUCUUCACCCUAAUGGUCUUCAAUUCUCACACUGUUGGAGGAUUGAGGACCUUGAGGGUUAAAAAAGAGGGAUUAAAUCACCCCCUUUUCUGUGAAA
This is a messenger RNA of Acanthaster planci (crown-of-thorns starfish), 4132 nucleotides long. Its product is annotated as carboxypeptidase A2-like. Gene Ontology annotation, biological process: proteolysis. Gene Ontology annotation, molecular function: zinc ion binding; metallocarboxypeptidase activity. NCBI's taxonomy places the organism in Eukaryota, Metazoa, Echinodermata, Asteroidea, Valvatida, Acanthasteridae. The record is from RefSeq and is a predicted model, not a curated record.